UUAGUUUUUUUUUGGGGGGGGUUUUCAAAGUCAGCCUGCAUCCUACCAGGUCUCACUUCACACGGUCCCUUCUGUAACCAAGUAAAGCCUCCAGCAGCAGCAGACAGCCAUGAGGAGCUUCCCGGAGACGUGUGCCCUGCUGUCAGGCUGCCUGCUCCUCGCCUCCCUCUCCAGUCACGGAUUUAAUCUGGAUGUGGAGCGGCCGGCGGUGUACUCCGGGGCGGACGGCAGCUUGUUCGGCUACUCGGUGGAUUUCUACCUCCCGGAUAACCAGAGUGUUAGUAUCCUGAUUGGAGCUCCCAAGGCAAAUACAAUGCAAUCGCAGGUGGCUGAAGGAGGUGCUGUGUAUUAUUGCCCCUGGAAAAGGAAUGUCAAUGACUGUACGCCUAUCGAAUUUGACAAAGAAGGCAACCGCAGGCAUACCUUCUACUCUGCUGAUGGGAAUUCAACUCGUCAAGAACAGGUGGAAUAUAAAUCUGGACAAUGGUUCGGAGCAACUGUCCGCUCACAUGACAAAUUUAUUCUGGCUUGUGCUCCUAGAUACAGCUGGAGAACACUAAAAGACGAAGUAUAUAGUGACAUGGUGGGAACAUGCUAUUUGUCUUUUGACAAUUUUACAAAUUUUGUGGAGUAUUCGCCUUGUCGUACAGAUCAUGUGUCGGAAGAAGGCCAGGGAUACUGCCAAGGUGGCUUUGCUGCUGAGUUUACAAAGAAUGGAAAAAUACUACUGGGUGGACCUGGAAGCUAUUACUGGCAAGGUCAGGUCUUCACUGCUACUCCAGAUGACAUUCAGAAAGACUUCUACGCUGAAUACUUUGUGCUAGAAAUCAAAGGACAAAUGCAGACCCGUCAGGUUUAUCAAACCUACGACGACAGUUACAUGGGUUAUUCUGUAGCAGUCGGAGAGUUCAGUGGAGAUAAUACUGAAGAUUAUGUGGCUGCAGUUCCCAAAGGAAAUGAUACUUAUGGAUAUGUUACCAUCCUGAAUGGAACUGAUCUAAAAUCACUUUAUAACUUCUCAGGAGAACAGAUGGCCACAUACUUUGGUUAUUCACUGGCUGCUGCUGAUUUCAACGGUGAUGGCCUGGAUGACCUUCUUAUUGGCGCACCAUUAUUCAUGGAGAAAACACAUGAUGGAAGAACUCAGGAAGUGGGCCGUGUCUAUGUCUAUCUGCAGGGUUAUAAUAUGUCUCGCAUCCCGUCCCUGGUCCUGACUGGGCAGCAGGAGUAUGGUCGGUUUGGUAGUUCCAUUGCUGUUUUAGGAGAUUUGGACCAAGACGGCUUCAAUGAUAUUGCAAUUGGUGCUCCCUUUGAUGGUAAAGAUAAAAAAGGAAUGGUGUUCAUCUUUAAUGGUAAUUCAAAGGGACUGAAUCCUAAACCAUCUCAAGUACUGGAAGGAUUGUGGGGCUCUUCUCUGACACCUUCUUUCUUUGGGUUCUCCAUCAGAGGAGGAAAAGAUCUUGAUGGCAAUGGCUACCCAGACCUUAUAGUGGGUGCCUUUGGUGCUGAUAAAGCCUUGGUUUAUCGGGGACGUCCUAUUGUUCAUGCUAGUGCAUCUUUGUCCAUCUCAUCAGCAAUGAUUAACCCAGAAGAGAAGACCUGUGUAAUGGAGGGCACGGAUAUCCCUGUAUCUUGUGUAAACCUUAGUUUCUGUCUGAACGCUUCAGGAAAGCAUGUACCUAAUACGAUCGGGAUUAAUGUCGAGCUGCAGCUGGACUCUAUGAAGCAGAAAGGGGCCGUGAAAAGAAUGCUGUUCCUGAAAUCCGGCCUUCCCCACCUAACUCAAAGCGUACUUUUGCAUAACGGAGGCCAGGAACAAUGCAGUGAAAUGAAAAUUUACCUCAAGAACGAGUCUGAGUUUCGGGACAAGCUUUCUCCAAUUUUCAUCUCUCUGAACUUCUCCUUGGAUGCACAGGCUCCGACUGAUGCCCAUGGGCUGUUGCCAAUUUUUAAUUACCGGACUAAGAACCACAUAGAGCAGAAGGCGCAAAUUCAGCUGGACUGUGACAAUAAUAUCUGCGUCCCUGACUUGAAACUGAACGUGACCAGUGAUCGAAAAUCUGUGUAUCUCGGUGACGACAACUCAUUAGUGCUGCUAUUUAAUGCUGUAAAUGAUGGAGAAGGUGGUGCUUACGAGGCUGAACUCUAUGUCCUCUUGCCCCCAGAGGCAGAAUACAGUGGCAUUCUGAGAAACGAAGGCACCGCUUUGUUGAUGCAGACCUUGGCGUCAAGACAAAUCUUCAAAAAAUCUCUAAAAGAGGAAUCCGAAGCUGGUACCCCAGAAGAUGUAGGAACAGAUAGCAUGAAUGUCUUCCCGGGAGGUAUGUCUUUUAACAGGACAGGAGCCACUGUGAUCAAGCAAGCAGGAUCUACAAUGUACUGGGGCUACUUCUGCUGGUCGGAGAAGUCAAAUGACCGAGACAGAGUAUCUGCCUGGAUGUUCUUCUCGGCCGGGUGA
Bufo gargarizans (Asiatic toad) is the source of this 2458-nucleotide messenger RNA. RefSeq names its product integrin subunit alpha 5 (gene ITGA5). The transcript is spliced from 22 exons. NCBI's taxonomy places the organism in Eukaryota, Metazoa, Chordata, Amphibia, Anura, Bufonidae. The record is from RefSeq and is a predicted model, not a curated record. Gene Ontology annotation, cellular component: integrin complex; external side of plasma membrane. Gene Ontology annotation, molecular function: integrin binding. Bases 110 to 2458 code for a protein of 782 amino acids. Gene Ontology annotation, biological process: cell-cell adhesion; integrin-mediated signaling pathway; cell-matrix adhesion.